This is a messenger RNA of Ylistrum balloti, 843 nucleotides long. RefSeq lists its product as uncharacterized. NCBI's taxonomy places the organism in Eukaryota, Metazoa, Mollusca, Bivalvia, Pectinida, Pectinidae. The transcript has a single exon. The record is from RefSeq and is a predicted model, not a curated record. The coding region runs from base 1 to 843 and encodes 280 amino acids.
AUGAUAAACAAUGAAAUGGAGGAGAGAAAACGAUUCGGUAAGCUGGUGACAAAAGUAAAGGAAGUGCAAAGCAGUUCUCUAUAUUACCGGCGCUUGUCAUGGCUUCUAUUCGGGGCGGAGAUGCCUAUGUUAACGGGAGGCUGUUUUCUCGAUGAUGGAAGACUACUUUUAACGGAUUAUAACAACAAGAAGUUAAUUCUGUUUGACGACAAUUAUAACUAUAUAAGACACAUUCCAGUCGAUGGAUGGCCGUAUGACGUCACCAAAGGUAGCGGACUUGGCGAGUUAUACGUUGUGCUAUGUAGAAAUGUUGUCCUACGUUGUUUCCUUAAUCACGAGGACUUAAUAAUACGAGACAGAAUUCGAGUACCAGAAGACGUUAGAUGCCUGUCGGUACUAGAUAAUGUGAUAUUCACAGGGUCAAGAUCAGCUGUGUCGAUAAUAUCAUCGGACGGCGUUACCUUGGAGACCAUUCCCAAGGCUGGCGGUAACACUUAUCUAGCAACGUCAACGCUACAGCGGACGUUCUUUCAUAAAGAUGGUGACAACAUUUUGUGCAGGACGCUUGAUGGAAAUGAAUUGUUUCGGUAUGAAGAUAGCCACCUUGUUGAUCCCAGAGGUAUGUGUUUGGAUCACGAUGGCAAUUUGUACGUGUGCGGUUACAAGUCCCACAACCUGAUUCAGAUCUCUCACGACGGACAGAAGGGCAGGGUAGUGCUGAACAGACUUCACAAAAUAUCGCGACCAAUGGCCAUUGUGUUUCACCCGAACAAACAACAGUUUAUUGUGACGUCAUAUGGUGAGGAUAUAGCUUUUGAGGUAUACCAGGUCAGUUGUUUGUGA